Geodia barretti is the source of this 465-nucleotide messenger RNA. The record is from the annotation of a GenBank genome assembly. Lineage: Eukaryota; Metazoa; Porifera; Demospongiae; Tetractinellida; Geodiidae.
AUGUCUGCCGGCGCUCCAACCCACGCAUCGUCGCCAUGGGCCGUGGGUCACGUGAUCCCUCCAGUGCGGCGCUGCGUGACCCGGGACCACAUCGACGCCUACCGGUCAGCCUCCGGCGACCACAACCGCAUCCACUACGAUGAUGAGUUCGCAGCGUCAAGCCGGUUCGGCGGCGUGAUUGCCCACGGCAUGCUGACCCUGGCCAUGAUCUCCGAGAUGAUGACGGGCGUGUACGGAACCUGCUGGUUGCAAUCGGGCAGCCUGCGCGUCAGGUUUCGUGGCGCCGCGUAUCCUGGGGACCUCCUGGAAGCCGUCGGGUCGGUGACCAAAAGCGAAUCAGUCGCUAACGGCAUACGCCUUACGUGCAACGUCGAACUGCUCAACGUUGAUAAUGGCAGCAGGAUCAUCACCGGGUCGGCGACUGUAAUGGCAGGCUCGGCGGAUAUGAGGGAAACUGUGAGAUGA